Messenger RNA from Ceraceosorus bombacis, 888 nucleotides. The record is from the annotation of a GenBank genome assembly. NCBI's taxonomy places the organism in Eukaryota, Fungi, Basidiomycota, Exobasidiomycetes, Ceraceosorales, Ceraceosoraceae.
AUGUCGCACAACGCUCCCAUCGCCCAGCAGUCCAAUGUUGCUGCCGAGCAAGUCACAGGAGAGGUGCAACCUGCAUCCGAAGCACCCAAGGCAGCUCCCGCUGCCAUUCCCAAUUUCCAGGGAGGUGCAGACGCUGCGCCUAUCAGUUCCGCGGGCACCUGGGGCGAGAGCCAGCGCGGCAGACCCGUCGAUCCAGCUCGCGCCCGCGAAGACUUUGAGCUAGCUCGUCUAGCCAGUCGUCAGCGAAGCACUACAUCGCGCGACCCAUCCUUUGCUGGCGGUGGGACGAUCGCUCAAAUAAUAUCUGGUUCCAGUCGUCGAGCCAAGAAUGCCGAGAAGGCGAUCGAAGAGGGUUCAGGGACUGACAGCGAAAAGGCGGACGCCAAGGCGCACUUGGCCGCCUCGGAUGAAGACUUUGAUCUGGGCGCUUGGAUACAGAGUCGAUUUGCGCAACAGCAACGGCAAGGCGUCAACAGCAAGAAGCCACUCGGCCUCUCUUGGCGUGACGUGUCCAUCAGCGCGCCUGGUGCCGGUGGCGGUGGAAUCUUUGUCAAGACUGUCCCACAAGCCAUCAUCAGCACUGCAACGAGCGAUCCCCUCGGCAUUUUGGCAAAGCUCCUUCCUGGAUUUGGGAAGCUGUUGAGCAAAGCGAGCGGCUUGCAGCAGUCACCACUGCUUCAUCCCACAUCCGGCGUCCUGCGAUCUGGCGAGAUGGUCCUGGUCAUUGGCCGUCCUGGCAGCGGGUGCACCACAUUCCUCAAGGCCCUCACUUCAUCGAGCGAUUCGAACGUGUCUCAAGGAGGAAGUAUAUCUUACUCUGGCCUUUCUCCCGCCGAGAUCAACAAGAGGUACCGUGGUGAGGUCGUCUUCUCUGGAGAGGUGAGUUGA